This is a messenger RNA of Osmerus eperlanus (European smelt), 1691 nucleotides long. It is a transcript of the gene alkbh4, whose product is annotated as alkB homolog 4, lysine demthylase. Lineage: Eukaryota; Metazoa; Chordata; Actinopteri; Osmeriformes; Osmeridae. The transcript is spliced from 3 exons. The coding region runs from base 129 to 1061 and encodes 310 amino acids. Gene Ontology annotation, cellular component: contractile ring; midbody. The record is from RefSeq and is a predicted model, not a curated record. Gene Ontology annotation, biological process: actomyosin structure organization; protein demethylation. Gene Ontology annotation, molecular function: demethylase activity; actin binding; oxidoreductase activity.
UCCAUGAAGGGCUUGGUUCUCCUUCCUCCGGGAAACUGGGUGGGAUAAGGAUAUAAGUAAAAUAAUUAUUUUAGUGGUUUGGUUUAUUUUGAGAUUGUGCAGGCCACCGGCCUCACACUCCCGAACAGAUGGCAGACCAAGAAGUAGUGCUUUGGUCGGACCACGGACCUGCCUUCUGGAUGCGGAACAACUUAUUGUGUGUUGUUUCCACGGGUACUUUUUUAGUGAUGCACACAAUGUCCAUGGACGAAGAACAGGCAACUCCUGAUUGUGGUUGUAAAGGAAUUAGAAGUUGCCUAAAAUGUGAAAAUGUAAAAGGAAAAACUGAACUGAAUGAAAAUGGACAAACGAUGUACCAUGAUUUCAUCUACGACCCAAUACUGCAGUUGGCACUGCGAAAGGAUUGCGAGCAGGUGUCUUUCCCAUUCCCUGGAGUCUUUCUGUGGGAAAACUUCAUAUCAGAAGAGGAUGAAACAGAGUUAGCAGAGAAAAUGGACAGGAAUGUCUGGAGAGAGUCACAGUCUGGUCGAAAGAAACAGGAUUUUGGACCAAAGGUCAACUUCAAAAAACACAAAGUACGUGUAGGUGGCUUCUGUGGCUUACCAGAUAUCAGCCAAAAAUUAGUGCAACGGAUGUCCCAGGAGCCGGUUCUAGCAGGGUUCCAACCAGUUGAGCAGUGCAACUUGGACUACAGCCCCCAACGUGGGUCUGCAAUUGACCCCCACCUGGAUGACAGUUGGCUGUGGGGGGAACGUCUGGUUACCAUCAACCUGCUAUCAGACACCAUUCUCACUAUGUCCAUGGAGGAGGGACUGUCCAAAAUUGGGGAUGAGGGGGAAGUCAGGGUUAAAGUACACCUUCCUCGCAGGUCGCUAUUGGUGCUGCAAGGUGAAGCACGACACCGAUGGAAACAUGCCAUCUAUAGACAAGACAUUCAUGCACGCAGGGUGUGCAGUACGUACAGAGAACUGUCUGCAGAGUUCCUGCCUGGUGGGAAGCAAGAAGAAUUAGGGGCUCAGCUGUUGAACAUUGCUUGCAGCUUUCAGGGGACUUCUUUAUAGAGAUAAUGCUCUUCUUCUUUAUAGAGAUAAUGCUCUUCUUCUUUAUAGAGAUAAUGUUCUUCUUCUUUAUAGAGAUAAUGCUCUUCUUCUUUAUAGAGAUAAUGCUCUUCUUCUUUAUAGAGACAAUGCUCUUCUUCUUUAUAGAGAUAAUGCUCUUCUUUAUAGAGAUAAUGCUCUUCUUCUUUAUAGAGAUAAUGCUCUUCUUCUUUAUAGAGAUAAUGCUCUUUUUCUUUAUAGAGAUAAUGCUAUUCCUUUUUUGCAAUACUUUCUGUGUUUGGAAUAAUAAUAAUUCACAUUUUGUCAGCUAAGGUAUCCAUAACAGAAUUAUUCAAAUAUCAGUCAGCAUACAAAAAAAUUAUGUCUGUUAAAAUACAAUUUCGACAACAGGGAUUUGUUAUUGUGAGCAUAUCAAUUACAAUGAUUUUAGUAGUAUAACUUGUAAUUAGCUAUUUCCUACAAAUUCUGAUUUUGAUUGAACUUCAUCAAACAUUUAUGUCAUAUUUAUUAUUUAUUAUACAAAAUGAUUCGGCUAUAUAAACAGAUCUAAAUAAAAUCAUUAUUGCCAUGACUUAUGUGAAAUUCAUGAUUUGGAACAUUCGCGACAGAAUAAAAUACUACUGAUCAACAACA